This is a messenger RNA of Caenorhabditis bovis, 498 nucleotides long. The record is from the annotation of a GenBank genome assembly. Lineage: Eukaryota; Metazoa; Nematoda; Chromadorea; Rhabditida; Rhabditidae.
AUGAACAAUCGCGUGCUCCUCCUGUUCGCCGUCUUGUUUUGCACGACGUCAUGUCUGGUGCUCGAGAUUCAAUUCAUGAUGCAAUGUGUCGCACACCGAAACGCUUGGAUUUACAAUGGAUACGGGUGCUGGUGUGGAAUCGGAGGCGCCGGACCAACGGUCGAUGGCAUUGACGGCUGCUGUAAAGCACAUGACAUUUGCUAUGAUAAUUUAUACAAAAAACAUGUUUGCUGGCAAGCACCGUUCGAAUAUUUUCCAAUUUAUACCUGGAAGUGUGUCAAUAAUACUGUUGAAUGCACGGGGCUGACUCCAUUUGGAGUUCAAGUUGCAAAUGAGUGUGGAGAGCAAUUGUGCGAAUGUGAUCGCAUUUUAACAGCUUGUUGGACGAAAUAUCGAGAACCGAAUGAGCGCCUGAAAUGCAAUCAUCCGCAGAGUUUCAAGGAAUAUCUUCAUUUACUGGCUGAAAAGCGAAGACCUUUUCUUCACCGCUAUAUUUGA